Tremella mesenterica DSM 1558 is the source of this 766-nucleotide messenger RNA. RefSeq lists its product as uncharacterized. Gene Ontology annotation, biological process: response to oxidative stress; protein repair. The coding region runs from base 230 to 640 and encodes 136 amino acids. NCBI's taxonomy places the organism in Eukaryota, Fungi, Basidiomycota, Tremellomycetes, Tremellales, Tremellaceae. The record is from RefSeq and is a predicted model, not a curated record. The transcript is spliced from 5 exons. Gene Ontology annotation, molecular function: peptide-methionine (R)-S-oxide reductase activity.
CUUUCAUACAUACACUCAUACACCGAACAGCAUAGCCUCACCUCGGUCGUCCUGUUCUCUCGGGACGAUAUAAAUAGUCAUCUUGGCGAACUGCAUGUCCAUACUCUCAUUCCUCCGCCGCUCAACUAUUCAACGAAUUUCAACUCGAUCGCCAACUUUCACACUUUUCCCAAUCAAACCUCGACCAAUAAACCUCUUGACCGUCAUACCCGCUGCUCAUCUCAGCAAUAUGGCCGGCUCCAACGUUCAGAAGACGGACCAAGAAUGGCAAGCUGUCUUGUCCCCGGAACAAUUUAGAGUACUUCGGAUGAAAGGAACAGAAGCACCAGGUACCAGCAAGCUUGAAAAGUUUGCCGGAGAUGGUGUUUACUGUUGCGCCGCUUGUAAUGCUCCACUGUAUAAGAGUACCACGAAAUUCAACUCCGGUUGUGGCUGGCCUGCCUUUUUCGACGCCAUACCAGGUGCCAUCAUCCGAAACGAAGACAGGUCAAUGUUCAUGACUCGGACCGAGAUUGUAUGUAACAACUGCGGUGGACAUUUAGGUCAUGUCUUCAAAGGAGAAGGUUUCAACACUCCUACCGAUGAGAGACAUUGUGUCAAUGGUAUCUCCUUGAAUUUCAAAGAAGAGGCUAAGAAAUAAAGCUCGAGUAUCUGUCGUGGUCCUUAGUAAAUGAACCCAGUCUCUUCCAAGGAUAAGUAGAGUAUGAGUACGAAUACUCUUACAGUAUAUAUAAUAUCUUGGUGUAAGAUAUGCAUGUUGUCAAGU